This is a messenger RNA of Trichechus manatus latirostris (Florida manatee), 3085 nucleotides long. RefSeq names its product paired box 6 (gene PAX6). Gene Ontology annotation, molecular function: DNA-binding transcription factor activity, RNA polymerase II-specific; RNA polymerase II cis-regulatory region sequence-specific DNA binding. Gene Ontology annotation, biological process: anatomical structure development; regulation of transcription by RNA polymerase II. The record is from RefSeq and is a predicted model, not a curated record. Bases 489 to 1799 code for a protein of 436 amino acids. The transcript has 14 exons. NCBI's taxonomy places the organism in Eukaryota, Metazoa, Chordata, Mammalia, Sirenia, Trichechidae.
ACACACAAACACACAGAGAAUCUCUCCCAGCAUUGGUCAUACCUUCCCCCACCCCAGCCUUCAAUACUCCCCCUACCCUCUUAUCACCCCCCCUUCCUUCCCCUCAUCUCCUGGCGCCUGGAGAAGCAGCCGCACUUAGUCAACAAAUGGCACGUGGGAGAAGUUGGGAUCUGAGAAUUGCUCUCACACACCAACCCAGCAGCGUCCGUGGAGAAAACUCUCACCGGCAACUCCUUUAAAACACCGUCAUUUCAAAUCGUUGUGGUCUUUAAGCAACAACAGGAAAAAAAAAAAAAACAAAACCAAACGAACAAAACUCUUGACAGGAGCUUUGACAACGAGAGAGGAUGCCUCAUAAAGGGGGAAGACUUUAACUAGGGGUGCGCAGAUGUGUGAGAUCCUUUAUUGUAAGAGUGGACAGACAUCCCAGAUUUCAGAGCCCCAUAUACUAGCCCCGUGGGACCCCGCGGCCCCCAGCCAGCGCCAGCAUGCAGAACAGUCACAGCGGAGUGAAUCAACUUGGUGGUGUCUUUGUCAACGGGCGGCCACUGCCGGACUCCACCCGGCAGAAGAUCGUAGAGCUAGCUCACAGCGGGGCCCGGCCGUGCGACAUUUCCCGAAUUCUGCAGACCCAUGCAGAUGCAAAAGUCCAAGUGCUGGACAAUCAAAACGUGUCCAACGGAUGUGUGAGUAAAAUUCUGGGCAGGUAUUACGAGACUGGCUCCAUCAGACCCAGGGCAAUCGGUGGUAGUAAACCAAGAGUAGCGACUCCAGAAGUUGUAAGCAAAAUAGCCCAGUAUAAGCGGGAGUGCCCGUCCAUCUUUGCUUGGGAAAUCCGAGACAGAUUACUGUCCGAGGGGGUCUGUACCAACGAUAACAUACCAAGUGUGUCAUCAAUAAACAGAGUUCUUCGCAACCUGGCUAGCGAAAAGCAACAGAUGGGCGCAGACGGCAUGUAUGAUAAACUAAGGAUGUUGAACGGGCAGACAGGAAGCUGGGGCACCCGGCCCGGUUGGUAUCCGGGGACUUCGGUGCCAGGGCAACCUACACAAGAUGGCUGCCAGCAACAGGAAGGAGGGGGAGAGAAUACCAACUCCAUCAGUUCCAACGGAGAAGAUUCAGAUGAGGCCCAAAUGCGACUUCAGCUGAAGCGGAAGCUGCAAAGGAAUAGAACAUCCUUUACCCAAGAGCAAAUUGAGGCCCUGGAGAAAGAGUUUGAGAGAACCCACUAUCCAGAUGUGUUUGCCCGAGAAAGACUAGCGGCUAAAAUAGAUCUACCUGAAGCAAGAAUACAGGUAUGGUUUUCUAAUCGAAGGGCCAAAUGGAGAAGAGAAGAAAAGCUGAGGAAUCAGAGAAGACAGGCCAGCAAUACACCUAGUCAUAUUCCUAUCAGCAGUAGUUUCAGUACCAGUGUUUACCAACCAAUCCCACAACCCACCACGCCUGUUUCCUCCUUCACAUCUGGCUCCAUGUUGGGCCGAACAGACACAGCCCUCACAAACACGUAUAGUGCUCUGCCGCCCAUGCCCAGCUUCACCAUGGCGAAUAACCUGCCUAUGCAACCCCCAGUCCCCAGCCAGACCUCCUCGUACUCCUGCAUGCUGCCCACCAGUCCGUCAGUGAACGGGCGGAGUUAUGAUACCUACACACCCCCUCAUAUGCAGACACAUAUGAACAGUCAGCCAAUGGGCACCUCCGGCACCACUUCAACAGGCCUCAUUUCCCCUGGCGUGUCAGUUCCAGUUCAAGUUCCUGGAAGUGAACCUGAUAUGUCUCAAUAUUGGCCAAGAUUACAGUAAAAAAAAAAAAGGAAAUAAAAGAAAUAUUGUGUUAAUUCAGUCAGUGACUGUGGACACAACAGUUGGGUGUUCUGGAAGGAAAGAAAAAUGGGCUGUUAGAAGCACUUCAGUUCUGCAACUCUGUCCUGUAUUGUAUCGGUGGGGAAUGGACUUGAAACAAGGACCUUUGUAUACAGAAGGCGCGAUAUCAGUUGGAACAAAUCUUCAUUUUGGUAUCUAAGCUUUUAUUCAUUUUGGUGUAUUAUUUGUAAAUGGGCAUUUGUAUGUUAUAAUGAAAAGAAAAGAACAACGUAGACUGGAUGGAUGUUUGAUCUGUGUUGGUCAUGAAGUUGUUUAAAAAAAAAAAAUGAAACCAUGAUCAACAAGCUCUGCCACGAAUUUGAGAGUUUUAUCAAGAUAUAUCGAAUACUUCUACCCAUCUGUUCAUAGUUUAUGGACUGAGGUUCCAAGUUUGUAUCAUUCCUUUGCAUAUAAUUAAACCUGGAACAACAUGCACUAGAUUUAUGUAAGAAAUAUCUGUUGGUUUUCCAAAGGUUGUUAACAGAUAAAGUUUAUGUGCAAAAAGGGUAAGAUAUAAAUUCAAGGAAGAAAAAAGUUGAUAGCUAAAAGGUAGAUUGUGUCUUCGAUAUAAUAAAAUUUGUUUUAUGUCAAAAUGUAAGUAUUUGUCUUCCCUAGAAAUCCUCUGAAUGAUUUCUAUAAUAAAGUUAAUUUCAUUUAUAUUUGACAAGAAUACUCUAUAGCUGUUUUAUACACAUUUCCAAGCAAUCAUACACUUCUUUUUGGCCAGCGAAAGUUAAUUGUUCUUAGAUAUAGUUGUAUUACUGUUCACAGUCCAAUCAUUUUGUGCAUCUAGAAUUCAUUCUUAACCAAUUAAAAGUGCUUGCAAGAGUUUUGAACUUAAGUGUUCUGAAGUUGUUCACAACUACAUAUCAAAAUUAAUCAUUGUUGAUUGUAAAAACCAUGCCAAAGCCUUUGUAUUUCUUUUAUUAUACUAUUUUCUUUUUAACCUUAUAGUGUGGUGUUGCAAAUUUUGUUUCCAUAUUAGAUUAACAUUCUAAACCAACUAUUGCUUUCCACACAUACCCUAUUUUAAACCCUGAAGAUACUUAAAGAGAUAAUUCUUACAGUGUAAAUCAGAAAUGUGUUAGAAAAAGAAUUCCACUUAAAGCUGUAUGUAGACCUGUGUCCAUUUAUACCCACAACAUAUAUACAAAAUGGUAAUAUUUCCCACAGUUAGCCACUUAAUUCAAAAGCUCAAAGCCUAGAAAUAAUUUAAAAAUGCAACA